CACUAAUCUGCAGGAAUUUCUGAUCUCAUGAGGAGUCCGCUGUGACCAGACACACACUCCGCUGCUGCUCCUCACACCUCAGGACCGAACCACCAACAGACUUUGGCGCCCUCUGCAGCGAGAGACAGCGACUACACGACGUCAUGUCCAGUAAGAUGGUGGUCCAGCAGCCGCAGGCGCUGAUGGUGAACCGGGAGUCUCAAGAAUGGGGGUCUGGGAUCUGUGACUGCUGUGAAGACGUGCCAGAGUGCUGUUUUGCUUUCUGGUGUUGUCCGUGCUUCGCCUGCAUGGUCUCCAAACGGUACGGCGAGUGUUUGUGUCUGCCGCUGAUCGACAUGUGGGGCUUCAUCCCGCCGGCCAACAUGGCCAUGAGGGUCUCCAUGAGGGAACGCUACGGCAUCAGGGGCACCAUGUGCCGGGACUGCUUGUGCGCCGGCUUCUGCACGGUCUGCUCCUGGUGCCAGAUGUCCAGAGAGAUGAAGAGAAGAAACAUUCAAGUUGUCAUGGUCAACGCCAAAAACACAUGAGCCGCUUCAUCGUCUCGUCGACUACUUCAGGAACUCAUCUGUGACCUAUGACCUUUCAAGAAAAAUCCACUUCGGCUUGAUGGGAAACGGACAUGCAAACACCCUCUUAUCUGAUCUUCUUCCUCGCCUUCAAUCGCAUCAAUAGCAGAGUCAAAAUGGAGAAAGCCUUUGAAUGCACCGUCGUGAUCUGGCUAUUUUUGGAUCAAUAAAACAUGCUUUUGUCCUUUUGAUUAAAUAAACCACUGCACUGAAAUGAAAGUAAGACUCUGC
Synchiropus splendidus (mandarinfish) is the source of this 797-nucleotide messenger RNA. Its product is annotated as cornifelin homolog B-like. The record is from RefSeq and is a predicted model, not a curated record. The coding region runs from base 144 to 527 and encodes 127 amino acids. The transcript is spliced from 4 exons. Lineage: Eukaryota; Metazoa; Chordata; Actinopteri; Syngnathiformes; Callionymidae.